AUGGCGCAUGAAUCGCAACCAUAUGAUAUAAGAACACAACCACCACCAUAUCAAUCAAGUGAUGCAACAAAUUUUAGAAUGCCAUAUCAGCAACAACAACCACCACCACCACCAAACUAUGGUGUACCACCCCCUAUACCCGUAUAUACUCAAACGACAACAAUUGUUCGACCUUGGGGAAUAAUGUUAGGUCAUUAUCCUCAACCACUACAAUGUCCAUCAUGCCAUCAACAAAUUGUAACAAGAGUUGACUAUGAACCUGGUGGUGGUACAUGGCUCAUUUCAUUGCUUAUUUGUGUGUUUGGUGGUUUUCUUGGCUGUUGUCUCAUUCCUUUCUGUGUUCCAGCAUGUCAAGAUGCUGUACAUAUAUGUCCAUUAUGUAAUACACAAAUUGGUCGACGAAAUGUUUUUUAG
Rotaria sordida is the source of this 414-nucleotide messenger RNA. NCBI's taxonomy places the organism in Eukaryota, Metazoa, Rotifera, Eurotatoria, Philodinida, Philodinidae. The record is from the annotation of a GenBank genome assembly.